AUGGAGGAUAACACGAAUAAUAAUGGUCAAAUAAUUCAAGAUGUUGAAAGGGAGUUGCAAUGUCAAAACACCAAAGUGAAAACUCCAUUGCAAAGUCUUUAUACCAAUGAACAGAGAUUUAAUCUGAUUAAACCGAUGUUUAAUACUGUUGUGAGUCAAAUGAAUAUCAUAAACAGUUGUUUUACCGUCCAUGCUCGUAUCGCCUUUACGGAAAAAGAAAUGGAUAAAUUACCUGAAAGCGUUACGGGAAUUCCUCAGCAACUCACUAAUAUUCUAGUUGAGAGUGUAAACAUUCGAAAUAAUUUGAUAGAUAUUAUUGGUGCUAUGGAAAGACUUUCCGAUGGGAUCACGAGAUUCGUAAAGAUCGCCAAUAAUCCGAAACUUAUGAAUAAGCCGAUUACCAAGUAUCUCCAUUUUAUAGAAAGACCUAUGGAAUGUUUGAAAGUCCUCAUUAAGAAAAAAUGUGAACUUGACCCUGAGAAAGUUGAAAAUCUCGAAAAAAAUCUUACCCAAUUUAUGGAAAAUUCGGGCUCCAAAGCUGUCCCAGGUUGGAUGGAAGAUCAAUCUCGGAGUGAGAGAGAUCUGGAAACUCUUGAAAAGAAAAGGCACGAAAUUGUCAUAGAGGAUAUUGCAGAAUGCAAUGAAGUUUCCAGAAUUAUUAGCGAAAUAGAAUUUUAUCAAACGAAAUUAAAUGGUCAUGAGCACCUAAAGAAAGAUCUUCAAAAUGAAAAAAAGAUUCUCCAAGAUAACCGUGAUUAUCUUGAAAACCAUGUUCUUUCAUUUGUAACUAGCAGCAGAAUUGUGAAAGCUUAUCGCUUCAUGUGGAACAGUGAUCUUGAAGUAUUGCGGAAGCAAAAAAUGCUCGUUAAAGAAGAAAUAUCCGAAAUUACGAGUCAAGAAAAUCUAAAGAUUUUAGAUGAAGCAGAAUGCAAGGAAGCGCUCAGAUCUCGAUUGGAAAUGUUGGAGAUAGCCAAAAAUAAAGUCGAACUGAUAAAAGCUAAUAGGGAAAGUAAACUCAAAAAAAUUGACGAAGAUAUCGAAAAAAAGAAAGAAGAUAUAAAAAAAUUUGAGAAUAAAAUUGACGGAAUAUUGAAAAAAUAUGGCAAUCCGUCAAUUGGCGCGACUUAUUUAAUGUUAGAUUCUAUAGCCAAGUUGGGCAGACAGCGGGUGGACAGUAAUGGAAUAUUUAAUAUUUGUUAUAACUCUGUGAAUAAUUUCCUUGGAAAAAUUGAAGGUGUAAUUGAUGAUAUUUUACUAGUAGAAGGCGCUCGUGAUGAGUUGGAUGAUGAUUGGCUAAGCACGCUUGAAACAAGUAUAUUGCCUCUAAAAUUUUUCGUCUCGGAGUUGCAACCAAUCAUUAGUGACAGCAUUCAAGGAAUCAGCCCCAAAAAGUUGAUCAGUUAUUCGACAGAAGAAUUACAUUAA
Molecule: messenger RNA, 1425 nt
Organism: Acaulospora morrowiae
Lineage: Eukaryota; Fungi; Glomeromycota; Glomeromycetes; Diversisporales; Acaulosporaceae
Source: the annotation of a GenBank genome assembly